AUUGAUCCGCAAUAUUAAAAAAAGCAAAAUAAUACCUCGUUGGCAUAGGGUAUUGUGAUUCGGAAACAUGGUCAGAAAGCGAGCCAGGUUCAUCCCCUAGUCUCCUAUAGAGAGGCAAUUGAAGCUUUUGCAGUUGAAGCCAUUCUUCUGUCCCUUUCUGUCCCAUCAAUCUAAAAUGAAGAUUCCUCAAACAUAAAUCCAAAACCAACUGAAUCUAGCCCAUCGAUGCGUAAACAUUCAUUGCCCAGCUUCUCCAGUGAUUACGAUCUCUUGGCUUUUGUUGUAGCCUCCCUUUAGAAAUAGCUCCAUAAUUACAUUUCUGUUGCUAAAGCUUGAAGAAAUUGAUGCAGUAACAACGCCCUCGGGUGGAGCAAUGUUGAGAACAACCAAUGUUCAGUCUCCGUUUUGCAAAACCCAUCUUUUUCCUAUACAUAGUCACCUGCGCAUAAACCAUGUUCGUUUCAAAUACAGAACCGGUUUGCUUGAAUCCCCGAUGUGCCUCUCAAUGAGAAAAGGCAGUUACAUUAGGUGUUCUCUGAUUGAGCCUGAUGGUGGGAAGCUCGUGGACCUGAUUGUUCCAGAGAGCCAAAGGGAUUCUAGAAGGAAGGAAGCUCGUUCAUUGCCUCAAAUAAGGCUUUCAAGGAUUGAUUUAGAAUGGGCCCAUGUUGUGAGCGAAGGAUGGGCUAGCCCUCUCAAGGGCUUCAUGAGACAGACCGAGUUCCUCCAAACUCUUCAUUUCAAUUGCCUCAGGCUGCAGGAUGGUUCCUUUGUUAACAUGUCAGUGCCCAUUGUUUUGGCCAUUGAUGACUUGCAGAAGGAAGCAAUUGGCCAGCGUAAGGAUGUUGCAUUACUGAAUCAGAAUGGGAAACUUAUUGCAAUUAUGAGAAACAUUGAAAUUUAUAAACAUAACAAAGAGGAACGCAUUGCAAGAACAUGGGGAACAACAGCUCCAGGAUUGCCAUAUGUGGAAGAAGCAAUAGCUCAUGCGGGGAAAUGGUUAAUUGGAGGUGAUCUGGAGGUCAUAGAGCAGAUAAGAUACAAUGAUGGUUUAGAUCACUACAGGCUUUCUCCUAAACAACUCCGUGAAGAAUUUGAAAGACGCAAUGCAGAUGCAGUGUUUGCUUUCCAGUUAAGAAAUCCAGUUCAUAAUGGACAUGCCUUGCUAAUGACAGAUACCCGUAGACGUCUUCUUGAUAUGGGCUACAAGAAUCCUAUCUUACUCCUGCAUCCAUUGGGUGGCUUUACAAAAUCGGAUGAUGUGCCUCUUAGUUGGCGAAUGAAACAACAUGACAAGGUUCUUGAAGAAGGUGUCCUUGAUCCAGAGACAACAGUUGUGGCCAUUUUCCCCUCUCCCAUGCAUUAUGCAGGGCCAACAGAAGUUCAGUGGCAUGCUAAGGCUCGGAUAAAUGCUGGGGCGGACUUUUAUAUUGUUGGUCGGGAUCCUGCUGGCAUGGGUCAUCCUACGAAGAAAAGAGACUUGUAUGACCCAGAUCAUGGAAAGAUGGUUCUCAGUAUGUCUCCUGGCCUAGAGAGGCUCAACAUUCUCCCAUUCAGGGUUGCUGCCUAUGACAAAAGGCAAAACAAAAUGGCAUUUUUUGAUCCAUCACGAUCUGAUGAUUUUCUCUUCAUUUCAGGCACUAAGAUGCGUAAUCUUGCCAAAAAUGGCGAGAAUCCUCCAGAUGGUUUCAUGUGUAGUGGUGGAUGGAAAGUGCUGGUUGAGUACUACCAGAGUUUGCAAUCUAAGACCAAUCAACAUAAAGAAGCUGUAGCAGUAUAGUAGUAUUUCGGUUGUGAGAGUACACAUUUAUGGAAUCUAUUGUGCAUAUAUAUAAUAAUAAAACCAUGGUUUGUGUGCAAGUGUUGUUAAGGAAGUAGGCAACAAAAGGUCUAUUUCUUGUUAAAUCUGAAAUAAAAUGGUGAGUUCCAAAAUAAUUGCUGUCAGGACAAAAUUACAUCUUCAGUAGUUGAACUCAAGCAAUUACUCUGGACCAGAAGCCAGUGUUGUGAAGAUUGCUGCUAAAUGACAAAGACAUUAGAACACAUGGAAUUUGAUUUGCUGUAAAUACUAAAAUCCUUAGAAUAAAGGUUUGUGUAUUAGUGUGCUCAAGGAAGAAGGCCAGACCACCUCAAUUGUAAAAAAAACCAUAGGUUACAAGUUGACUGUCGCGAAGACUAGUUUAUGGCUUGAUAAUUAUUUUCUAAGAUUGUUUUGUGGCUUAUUAAUGACAGAAAAUUAUAAUUGUAACCUAUUGAAGGUGGUUAUGAUGUACCAGCUUUUCCAGUUUGGUGCAUGGAUCUCGAAAUAUAAUUGUUGGCUUCCUUGAUUUGUUUUA
This is a messenger RNA of Cryptomeria japonica (Japanese cedar), 2333 nucleotides long. RefSeq names its product ATP sulfurylase 1, chloroplastic. Lineage: Eukaryota; Viridiplantae; Streptophyta; Pinopsida; Cupressales; Cupressaceae. The record is from RefSeq and is a predicted model, not a curated record. Gene Ontology annotation, molecular function: sulfate adenylyltransferase (ATP) activity; adenylylsulfate kinase activity. The transcript has 6 exons. Gene Ontology annotation, biological process: sulfate assimilation. The coding region runs from base 374 to 1777 and encodes 467 amino acids.